ACAUAAUCAUCAGUCUUAUCUAGGGUUAGAGUGUAUGUGUAGAGGGAUGGUAAUCUACAUGAUCUAACGACUUCGUCAACUUAUUCUCGCACAAAACUUGAUCAAAGGAAAAUACAAUUCCACUAUGGGUUUGGCGCUGGCAUUGAUUUAUAUACUUUCAUGUACAUACUCUCUACUUCCGGUCACUGCCAUCAGUCCACCCUCCGUCCCCGAUGACGCAGUAUGGACAUCACCUUCUGAAACGUUCUUGGUUGGGCAGAGUGGUGCAUCGUUAAAGUGCUCGUUUCAAGAGAAUCCCAUUGCUGUUUACUGGUUAAAAGGUGAGUUGCUACAGACUGCAAUGCCGCUUAUCACGUGGUACAGAGGGGAGAUAACCACCCAGAAUGAAGGAUUUGAGUUUGGCCCAGACUUCUCGCUGUUAUUUGAGCAUCCUGGGAUAUCAGAUACCGGAAGAUACUACUGCAGGGUGUCGAAUCAUCAAGGGAUCCUCAGCUCGAACCAUACGGAUCUUACAGUGUUAGUUCAAGAAUCAGAUGAGGUUGACAAAGGUGAAGCCGGACAUCAUUAUCUUCGGGUGACCCAGUGUGGAGGAGACCCGUUUGAUCAGGAUUCACCAUGUAUCAUCAAAGUCCACCCAGACCAGGACAUCCUUGAACUUGAUUGCAUCGUAGAGGGCGCCCACCAACCUGUUCUUCUCACCUGGCAUAAUGCGGGUGCACUCCACAUUUCCCUGAAUACCACAUCUUCCAGCGAGAAAAUACUGGAAGAUGGAAAGUACUUAAAGAAAAUUUCUUUGAGACUGCACACUGAAGAGAUGGAAUCGGAGCGAAAAAGAUUGAUCUGCAUGGCACAAGGUCCCAACGCUACUGAAACCGUAAACGUCACAAUUCAAUUUGAACCAGAAAUACCCGAAGAAGGUCCUUCAACAGUGGGGAUCGUCGUGGGAGUAAUUUUUAUUCUGGCGGUCAUUUCUGCACUUGUUGCUUUUGUCGUCUGGAAAAAACUUAUCAAGAGACCGAGGGAAAAAGCUCAACGGAAAAAUCAAGAAGAACUAGAAAUGCUUGAUAAAACCACUGAAGAAAAACGAAAAAAGGUGUUGGCUUUCAGACCCCAGAACACCACCAAAUCUCCUUCAGGUGGAAGUGAUGAUCGUCCUCCACCCAUACACCUCGGUGUCUUCGGCCUAUCACGAGCUGGAAAGUCUGCCUUCAUCAAUUCUUUAUUCUUUGCUGUUACAGGCAAUUAUUCUUCUCAUAUCGCCGACGAGUCGAACCAAAAAAAUCAGAGGACAAAAUGGAGAGAAGCUAAAACCCUGACUCCUUAUAUAAACAUAUUGGAUAAUAGAGGUCUAAAGAAUUACAACAACGUCAUUUCCGAACCCAUGGAACAGAUUAGAGGAAGGAGAGGACAGAUCCCCCAAAGGACAGUAAAAGAUGGCGAUGUCGUGGAUUGUCCCAUUCUGAUAUGUAAUUUCAGUAAAGAGAGUCGUGAUGAAAAUGCUACGAAGUUUAUCUCGGAUUUUUCAAGAGAAGUUUAUGAGCUAUUAGGUCGACGUUUGGUUGUUGUUUUGACACACAAGGAUGAAUUGGCAAAGGAUGACGAUGGAAUAGAUAAUAUGAGAAACUGGCUUGUCAAAGAGUGUGAAAUACCUCCUGAUCAUGUAUUGAUCGUUGAAAACUACACUCAAGAAAACCAUGAGGAGAACGUUAUAAAGAGUAAUGAACUCUUGGACUUUCUCUUAAUAUGUACGGAUCUAGCCAAACAAAACAUCGCCUUUAGACAGAAGAACGAAGCCCAAAAGGGGUCUUGUAUUAUUUUGUAAGCAUUUUCCCCCUUGUAAGUGAACUUUAAUAAUUGUUAUAAUCCAUCAACAUUUUCGAUUAUUGUUGACAAAUGUAUAUAGGUCUGCACAACAACAACAACAACAACAGCAACAACAAAUACAAAAGGUGGAAAGGGCCAAGGAGUUUCAUUGUUUUCCAUCGUUUUGUAAAAACGUUGUCACCAUGGUCAGGGGUAAUUAAACUCUUCAUAUCCUUUCGUUUUUAGAGUGUAUUUUGUUUUGGUUUGUAUUAUAGAGGUUCGGAGUGGACUGAGGGUUUCAUAAAUGCUCUGCUAUUGUUAUUUUGCUAUUAUUACUUAUGAUAUGAGCAUUAUUCCAAAAUUACCCCCAAAAAUGAACAAGAAAAAUGGAGGAAAAUCUCACAAUAGUGAAAAGUCCUUUUUUCUUUUAAGAUGACAUUGUCUACCCAUCUUUAUCUGUAAAAGAGAGAAUCGAGAGGUUUUUCAACCUUCUGACUGCAUUAUUGUACUUUAUUUGGAAUACUAAUACACACUAUUCCGACGAGUGUUGCUGGAGGGGGGAAGUUUAUUUUGCUGACUUUGUAUUAUACAGUAAAAAAAAUAAAGAGGCGCAUUUGACCUUUGAUGUAAAUAUAUACAAGUUAAAGUCUUUAAGUUUGUUUCACUCUGGGGGUCAGGGGCUGCUUUCUCCUUGCCCUCAACAGAAAAAUAUAUGAUAUGUGUAGUGUCAUGGUCUUAAGUUUUUUUUUCAGAUCAUAAUUAUGUAUUGUUUAAUAUUAUGAAAUGUGAGCCAUAAGAUGGAUUUUUUGUGCAAAGUUUGUUUUGUGUAUAGUUCAAUUAAAUUGAAAAAAUGACAAGUCUUG
Messenger RNA from Lytechinus pictus (painted urchin), 2666 nucleotides. RefSeq lists its product as uncharacterized. The coding region runs from base 125 to 1822 and encodes 565 amino acids. The record is from RefSeq and is a predicted model, not a curated record. The transcript has 11 exons. Lineage: Eukaryota; Metazoa; Echinodermata; Echinoidea; Temnopleuroida; Toxopneustidae. Gene Ontology annotation, cellular component: plasma membrane.